AUAGUUUUUUCUUCAGCAAACACGCCUCUCUUUGCCGCCGGGGUGUUUGUCUCUGUUCUGUUUCUACCACAAUCGGUGAAGGAGUCAGUGGGGCUUUGGAGAACUGCAAGUCCCAGAGAUCUCGGCAUUAGUGAACCUAGAACCAGGGCUUGAAUAACAUGGCAGCGCCGUCCAGCAACACAUGCGGGGUCAUGGAGCGGUCUAUCCGGGAGCGGGUCCCCCCGCUGCUCACGGACCUGUACCAGUUCACCAUGGCGUACGCGUACUGGCGGACCGGCCGGCACCAGGAGCCCGCCGUGUUCGAGCUCUUCUUCAGGGACAACCCAUUCGGCGGUGGCUUCUCGCUGUUUGCCGGACUACACGACUGCCUGCUGUUCCUACGCAGUUUUCGCUUUAUAGACGAAGAUGUGGAGUUCCUGCGCUCCGUCCUGCCCCCCGCCACCGACCCUGCCUUCUUCCAGUUCCUAAGAGGCCUGGACUGCUCCGGCGUCACGCUACGCUCCGUCCCAGAGGGCACUGUCGUGUUCGCCAGGGUGCCUCUGAUGGAGGUGGCAGGUCCGCUGGCUGUUGUUCAACUGCUGGAGACCAGUUUACUCUGUCUGGUCAACUACGCCAGUCUGGUGUGCAGUAAUGCUGCCCGUUUCCGUCUGGCGGCCGGCCCAAAGAGGAAGCUGCUGGAGAUGGGCCUCCGGAGGGCUCAGGGACCAGAUGGAGGGCUCACCGCCUCACGAUACACACACAUUGGAGGGUUUGAUCUCACCAGUAACGUUCAGGCUGGUUUCCUGUUUGGGGUUCCUGUCGCAGGGACCAUGGCACACUCAUACGUCACUUCUUUUACCUCCCUGGAGGAGGUCUGGCCACAAACUCUUGUGGCGGUGAGCGGGGACCCCGAUCCAGUUGACAUCGUUUCGUUGACAAAGGGCUGGUUGAGGCGCGUGUGUGAGCUUCUGGGAUCCGAGCCUGGGAAAAUCCACGAGGGCGAGUUGGCUGCCUUUUUGUCUUACGCCAUCGCCUACCCUCAGAACUUCCUCCCUGUGAUUGACAGCUACAGUGUUGGCUGUAGUGGUCUGUUGAACUUCUGCGCUGUGGCCUUGGCGCUGUGUGAGCUGGACUACAGGCCUGUAGGAGUUCGUCUGGACAGCGGGGACCUCUGCAGGCAGUCGGUUGAAGUCCGUCGUGUCUUCAGACUCUGCAGCGAGCAUUUCUCCGUCUCUGCCUUCGACUCACUGAUCAUCGUUGGGACCAAUAACAUCACAGAGCAAAGCAUGGCGGAGCUCAACAAGAAGGAGAAUGAAAUUGAUGUGGUUGGUGUUGGAACACAUCUGGUCACCUGCACACAACAACCCUCGCUGGGCUGUGUGUACAAGCUGGUGGAGGUGAGGGGGAGGCCCAGGAUGAAGAUCAGCGAGGACCCAGAGAAGAGCACUGUCCCUGGGAGGAAAGCUGUCUACAGGCUAGUAGAUGCUGAGGGCCAUCCUUUUCUAGACCUGGUGUGUCUCGCUGUGGAGUCUCCCCCAGAGGCAGGAGUCUCAGUAAGCUGUUACCCUCUGACGUGUGAUAACUCUUGUGUCUCAGUCAUUCCAGCUCAGGUCACCUGUCUGCGCCAGGACAUGUUUACCAAAGGACAGGUCGCACACCCUCUGUGCAGCGCUGCAGAAACUAGAGCAAAGGUCCAGAGCUCCCUCCAGACUCUGCACCCUCGACACAAGAAGCUGCAGGAGCCAGACUGUUACACAGUGGCGCUGUCAGAGAAACUCCAUAACCUGGUCACAGAGAUUCGAAAAGAAAGCUCCAACAACAGCAACUUUCUGUUAGCCAACUAAAGAUAAUCCUAGACAACUGCUCUGUUGUCAUCUACUGUCUUUUUAUAAACACUCUUUUCAAAAGUGCCUCACGGUAAAAGACGUACAUAUGUAUUAGAACGGGUUAGGAUUAGUGAAGCCUUACAGUGUUAACACCAAACUCUCCAAAUACAGGAAUACACAAAUGUGUAUACAACAGGGUCAACAUGACAGAACAUUACAGGGAGUUGUGUACUUGAAAGCUCAGCGGGGACGGAUAGAAGCAAGUGAAAACACAGCAUCUGUAUAACUUAAUGGAUUUUUAUUCUGCUGGAAAAUGUGCUUUUAAUGGUUUAAAUUGAUGGAUAAUGUAACUUGUUGCAACCUGUUCAUUCUCUCAAACUGAAUACUAAUACUAGACAACAAUUAAAACAAAGUCUGUAAUGAUUUCUGCGAAAGGCGUGUUUAAAUUAGAAAUACGAGUAAUAUGUUCUUGCCCAAAAAAACAAUAGUUUAAAAAUGUUUGAUUCAAUCUUUUUUGUGCGAUUUACUACAGAAAAAGGCCGUAAGUGGUUAAGAUUUGCUGUCAUACAUCAGUCAUUUCUGUGAAUGUUGGGGUAAGAAGGGCCCAUAUUUAGAAUUAUGGAUUGGUUGAAAGACUGUAAUAGGAAGAUUGUAACUCUUGAAUCAUGUAUGUGAACUUCCAAAAAAUAAAUUACAGAUUGACUCUUUAAUAGUUCACAUGUCAACAUCAAAUAUUAAUUAACAUGCACCGUAUACAUCCCAGACAUGCAGUAUUUGUCUUUAAUCAUCCAGACUCAUCUUAAACUUUUAAUUUUCACUGCCUUGUCAAAAUGUCUACGUGGGGAUCAUUUAUUUAACUUAAAGCUGAAUUGAAUCAGCAAAAGACUGAUGAACCCUCGGUACACUACCUGCUCAGCAGCUUCAGCAGACACACACACAGACUGAGCAUAGUGGAGCAUUUAGCAGCUAAAGAGACAGAUAUUCUUCUCCGGAGUUGGUGGAGACCAAAAUAACUAAAAGGAGAGUAAAUGCUGAACUUAUAUUUAUUGACACAAACACGACUCCGAUGGGAUGAUAACGUUGCUCUGUGUCGGCUGGAUGUGUAACUAAGGAGUUGAGUGUUUGAGUGCAACAACUUCAUCAUGUCAACUUGUGUUUUUCAGCUUGUUUUCCCCCCCUAGUGACCAAAAAAUGUAUUAAUGCAGCUUUACUUUCUGUCUAUUCUGUAUUUUGACCCAUUUUUGAUCCACCUGAAAUAAUAUUACAAUUGCAGUUGGUCAGGACUUGCCAAUAUUUAUAAUAAUACUUGUUUUGGUUUUUUUGGUAGUUUUUCAGCCGGCGCCCUCGGUAGUGUAAAAUUUAAAUUAAUCUUUGUCUGUAAAUAAUUGCACAAAGGUUUUGGGAUUAAAGAAAGAUAUAUAAAA
This is a messenger RNA of Cottoperca gobio, 3229 nucleotides long. RefSeq names its product nicotinate phosphoribosyltransferase (gene naprt). Gene Ontology annotation, cellular component: cytosol. NCBI's taxonomy places the organism in Eukaryota, Metazoa, Chordata, Actinopteri, Perciformes, Bovichtidae. Gene Ontology annotation, biological process: NAD+ biosynthetic process via the salvage pathway. Gene Ontology annotation, molecular function: nicotinate phosphoribosyltransferase activity. The transcript is spliced from 13 exons. The coding region runs from base 159 to 1823 and encodes 554 amino acids. The record is from RefSeq and is a predicted model, not a curated record.